This is a messenger RNA of Mustela erminea (ermine), 4269 nucleotides long. RefSeq names its product contactin associated protein family member 4 (gene CNTNAP4). The record is from RefSeq and is a predicted model, not a curated record. Bases 147 to 4076 code for a protein of 1309 amino acids. The transcript is spliced from 24 exons. Lineage: Eukaryota; Metazoa; Chordata; Mammalia; Carnivora; Mustelidae.
CUGUGUGUGUGUGUGAGAGAGAGAGAGAGAGAGAGAGGAGAGGAGGGAAGGAAGGAGAUCGACGGAGAGACCCAGAGGUGCUGGAGACCCAGACAGCGCUGGGAGAGCCACUCAGGAUCUUUUGGGGGAACCCAACAAAUGUGAACAUGGGGUCUAUCACCGGAGCUGUCCUCAAGACGCUACUUCUGUUAUCUACUCAAAAUUGGAACAGGGUCAUAGCUGGGAAUUCCUAUGAUUGUGAUGAGCCUCUGGUGUCCACCUUGUCUCAGGCAUCAUUCAGCAGUUCGUCCGAACUUUCUAGCAGUCAUGGUGCUGGAUUUGCAAGACUAAAUCGAAGAGAUGGAGCUGGUGGCUGGUCUCCACUUGUGUCAAACAAAUACCAGUGGUUGCAGAUUGACCUUGGAGAGAGAAUGGAGACCACCGCUGUGGCCACCCAGGGGGGAUACGGGAGCUCCAACUGGGUGACCAGCUACCUCCUGAUGUUCAGCGACAGUGGCAGGAACUGGAAACAGUAUCGACAAGAAGACAGCAUCUGGGGCUUUUCAGGAAAUGCAAAUGCUGACAGUGUUGUGUACUAUAGACUCCAGCCUUCUAUCAAAGCCCGAUUUCUGCGCUUCAUCCCUUUAGAGUGGAACCCCAGGGGCAGAAUCGGAAUGCGGAUCGAGGUGUUCGGAUGUGCAUACAGAUCAGAGGUGGUUGAUCUUGAUGGAAAAAGUUCCCUUCUCUACAGAUUUGACCAAAACUCCCUGAGCCCAGUAAAGGAUAUUAUUUCUUUGAAAUUUAAAACUAUGCAGAGUGAUGGAAUUCUGCUCCACCGGGAAGGGCAAAACGGAGAUCACAUCACACUGGAAUUAAGAAGAGGAAGGCUCUUUUUACUUAUUAAUUCAGGGGAAGCCAGACUGCCCUCGGCGCACACGCUCAUCAAUCUCACCCUGGGCAGCCUGCUGGACGAUCAGCACUGGCACUCCGUGCUCCUCCAGCGCGUGGGCAAGCAAGUCAACUUUACAGUAGAUGAGCACAGGCACCGUUUCCACGCCCAGGGAGAGUUCAGUUACCUGGAUCUUGAUUAUGAGAUCAGCUUUGGAGGGAUUCCAGCACCUGGAAAAUCAGUAUCAUUCCCCCAUAAGAAUUUUCAUGGGUGUCUAGAAAACCUCUUUUAUAAUGGAGUAGAUAUCAUUGAUUUGGCCAAGCAACAAAAACCGGAGAUCAUCGCCACGGGAAAUGUGUCGUUUUCCUGUUCACAAUCACAGUCUGUGCCUGUCACUUUUCUCAGCCCCAAGAGUUACUUAGCCCUGCCAGGCUUUUCCAGGGAGGACGAGCUUUCGGCCAUGUUUCAAAUUCGAACCUGGAAUAAGGCAGGACUUCUGCUAUUCAGCGAACUUCACCUGGUUUCAGGGGGUCUCCUCCUCUUUCUUAAUGAUGGAAAACUUAGGCUGAAUCUCUACCAGCCAGGAAAAUUACCCAGUGACAUCACAGCAGGUGUUGGAUUAAAUGACGGGCAGUGGCAUUCCAUCUCCUUUUCUGCCAAACGGAAUCACUUGAGUGUGGCCGUAGAUGGCCAAGUGGCCUCUGCCGCUUCUUCCCUGGGGCCUGAGCAGUUUUAUUCAGGUGGUACCUAUUAUUUCGGAGGUUGCCCUGACAACAGCUUCGGAUCCAAAUGUAAAAAUCCAGUGGGUGGAUUUCAGGGGUGUAUGAGACUCAUUUCUAUUGGUAACAAGGUGGUAGAUCUGAUUUCAGUUCAGCAGGGGUCCCUUGGAAACUUCAGUGACCUUCAGAUAGACUCAUGUGGAAUCACAGACAGGUGUUUGCCCAACUAUUGUGAACACGGUGGUGAAUGUUCCCAGUCGUGGAGCACCUUUCACUGCAACUGUGCGAACACCGGCUACACAGGAGCUACCUGCCACAACUCUAUCUAUGAGCAGUCAUGUGAAGCCUAUAAGCACAGAGGAAAUACUUCAGGGUUUUACUAUAUAGAUUCAGAUGGAAGUGGUCCCCUGGAGCCCUUUCUUCUAUAUUGCAAUAUGACUGAAACUGCAUGGACGGUCAUACAGCACAAUGGCUCUGACUUAACAAGAGUCAGAAACACUAACCCAGAGAACCCAUACGCUGGGUUUUUCGAGUAUGUGGCCAGCAUGGAGCAGCUCCAGGCCACAAUUAACCUCGCGGAGCACUGUGAACAGGAGCUUACCUACUACUGUAAGAAGUCACGACUUGUCAAUAAACAAGACGGAAGCCCUCUGAGUUGGUGGGUUGGAAGAACCAAUGAAACGCAAACGUACUGGGGAGGUUCUUUGCCUGAGCCUCAGAAAUGUACUUGUGGAUUAGAAGGGAACUGCAUUGAUUCUCAGUAUUACUGCAACUGUGAUGCUGACCGGAAUGAAUGGACCAAUGACACUGGAUUCCUUUCUUACAAAGAGCAUCUGCCAGUGAGGAAGAUAGUGGUUACAGACACGGGCCGACCGCACUCAGAAGCAGCUUAUAAACUGGGACCUCUCCUCUGCCGGGGAGACAGGUCAUUUUGGAAUUCAGCUUCCUUCAAUACUGAGGCCUCAUACCUUCAUUUUCCUACUUUCCAUGGAGAACUUAGUGCAGAUGUAUCUUUCUUUUUUAAGACAACAGCUUCAUCUGGGGUAUUUUUAGAGAACCUGGGGAUUACCGAUUUUAUAAGGAUAGAGCUACGCUCUCCGGCAGUAGUGACCUUUUCAUUUGAUGUGGGGAAUGGGCCUUUUGAAAUCUCGGUGCAGUCACCAGCGCACUUCAACGACAACCAGUGGCACCACGUCAGGGUGGAAAGGAACAUGAAGGAGGCAUCUCUUCAAGUGGACCAGCUCUUACCGAAGAUGCAGCCUGCUCCCACCGAUGGGCACGUCCUCUUACAGCUCAACAGUCAGCUCUUCGUGGGUGGAACAGCCACCAGACAGAGGGGCUUUCUGGGCUGCAUUCGGUCUCUGCAGCUGAACGGAAUGUCCCUGGACCUGGAAGAAAGAGCUAAGGUGACACCCGGAGUGGAGCCGGGUUGUAGAGGGCACUGCAGCAGCUACGGAAAGUUGUGUCAGAAUGGAGGGAAAUGCAGAGAAAAGCUCAGCGGGUUCUCUUGUGACUGCACCUUCUCUGCAUAUGCAGGGCCUUUCUGCUCCAAAGAGAUUUCUGCAUAUUUUGGAUCUGGCUCAUCUGUGAUUUACAAUUUUCAAGAAAAUUAUUCCUUAAAUAAAAAUUCCAGCUCCCACGCUGCUUCAUUUCAUGGCGAUAUGAAGCUGAGCAGAGAAAUGAUCAAAUUUAGCUUUCGAACAACACGAGCACCAAGCUUACUGCUUUAUGUGAGCUCCUUUUAUAAAGAAUACCUUUCAGUUAUCAUUGCCAAAAAUGGAAGUUUGCAGAUCAGGUACAAGCUAAAUAGAUAUCAAGAACCUGAUGUCGUUAACUUUGAUUUCAAAAACAUGGCGGAUGGACAGCUUCACCAUGUAGAGAUUAACAGAGAAGAAGGAGUGGUCUUCGUAGAGAUCGAUGAUAAUGCAAAGAGACAAGUCCACCUGUCAUCAGGUACAGAAUUCAGUGCCAUCAGGUCUCUUGUACUGGGCAGGAUUUUAGAACACAGUGAUGUAGACCAGGAGACGGCACUGGCUGGUGCGCAGGGCUUCCUGGGCUGUCUCUCUGCCGUGCAGCUCAGCCACGUGGCCCCGCUGAAGGCUGCGCUGCAGCCCAGCCACCCGGCCCCCAUCACCGUCUCGGGACAUGUGACAGAGUCCAGCUGUAUGGCCCAGGCCGGCACUGACGCCACAUUGAGAGAAAGGACACACUCGUUUGCAGGUGAUCAUUCGGGAACAAGAGACAACAGACAACCCCAUGCUAAUGCGAUCAGAAGUGACUCUGCAGUGAUUGGAGGUUUGAUAGCUGUUGUGGUCUUUAUCUUGCUGUGCAUCGCUGCCAUAGCCGUUCGCAUCUAUCAGCAGAAAAGGUUAUACAAAAGGAAUGAGGCAAAAAGGUCAGAGAAUGCAGACAGUGCCGAGGCUGUUUUGAAAAGUGAGCUUAAUGUACAAAGCGCAGUCAAUGAAAAUCAGAGAGAGUACUUCUUCUGAUGGGCGGCUGUGAUUUAACUUGCAGUUCCGACGGUCUGUUCUAAUAGCCAGGGGCUCUCAGUGGACAAGAAAACGCUCUUCCACUGAACGUACAGGCACUGGAUUUGCAGCACAGCCAUCUUGCCGUAGCCAGACUCGAGAUGGCUUCGGGAGGCCUCGUGCAGUGACGUAUUUCCCAUAGCAGUCGUUCCAU